Messenger RNA from Cavenderia fasciculata, 2481 nucleotides. RefSeq lists its product as uncharacterized. Lineage: Eukaryota; Evosea; Eumycetozoa; Acytosteliales; Cavenderiaceae. Gene Ontology annotation, molecular function: myosin binding. The transcript is spliced from 6 exons. The record is from RefSeq and is a predicted model, not a curated record. The coding region runs from base 1 to 2481 and encodes 826 amino acids.
AUGAUGUUGAAUGAUUCAUCUAAAGAUGUAACUGACAACAUCACAAACACAGACGAUCAUAAGGAGAACAACAACACUAGUCAUGAUGAUGAACGAGUGCUUCCACCACAUCAAAUAGACAACGAAAUCAAUGAUGUCAUCUUUGAGAAUUCACCUUUGGAUCAAUACUUGCAAUCAUUACUAGAACAAUCUUUAUUGGAUGAUACACAUACAGACUUGCGAGGUGACCUAAUCAAUUUCGAACAAAUGGUACAGGAUAAUCAACUACAAGUAGACAAUCAAGAGCAAGAAGAAACAUCAGAUGAUGUUGGUACCAAUAACGAUAAAGAUACAACAACAACUACAACGAUAAUGAUAAACGUUGAAAAGUAUAACAACACAGAGAUUGAUAUGAUGUGUAUCUAUCGGGACAUGGUAUCAAAGAUAUGGAAUGGUGAAAUGCUUCAUCCAUUGGAAUCACCCUUUGAAAAUAUAUCAUUGAUUUCCAACAACAACAACAAUAACAACAACAAUAACAAUAACAAUAAUAACAACAAUUCACUGUCUCAAGUAUCAUCUCUACUUCCACCACUCUACAUUCCAAUCGAUAGUGAUAUGGUUACAAGUGAGUUUUAUAAAGUUGAUUACAACUCUAUAUGGAAAUUCAUUCAAUAUCGUUUAUCACAAAUCAAAAAUAGAAUGCGUGGGCAGGACAGUAACAUGACCAGGUUAGGAGUUAUUACUAUUUUAAUCUUUAUCAUAUCUUUUCUUCUGGUUGGAUCAUCGUUUGGUUACAUUUUAACAACAUUACUUGUCUCAUUGGUUAUAAUACUGUCAUAUGAUAUAUAUCAACAAGGUGUUGUUGGAACCAAUAUCAUGUUAAAAGGUUCAAAGAAAUCAAUUACUCUAAUCGAUCAGAUUAUUACCAAUUCAACUAAGCACUUUGAUUCCAUUUCAAGUUCCAUUCAAUUAAUUCGUGAAAUUGAAUUAAUUUCAAAAGGUUAUAGAUUUUCAUCACCAUUAAUACCAAUAGAAAGAUUAGAGAAUGAAUCAAAAUCACAAAAGUCAAUAGUAAUUAGAGCAUCUGUUGUAUCAUCAAUUAGAAAAUCAACCAAUUUAGUGCAAACUAUUAUAGAUGAUAUGGUAUCGAAAAGUAGUUAUCUCCAAACCAAUGGAAACCAUUUAUUUUUAAAGAUUGAUAUUCCAGAUUUAUUUCAAGUGAUUGAUAGUAGUGACACCAAUGGUGAUGAUGAUCAAACUAGAGAUAUCAAUAUAUCAAUAUUGGAUAUUAAAACAAUGUUUCAUCACUACCAAAUCACUAUAUCUAAUUUAUUUACUAUUUUAAUUUUGGAAUCUUCAAAUAUUUAUAAUAUUCAAUAUUUAUUAAAUCAUUCAAUUGGAAACCAACUUUAUGAUUCAAUUUACAGGAUUAAAGAAUUUAAUUCAUUUAUUAAUUUAAAAUUUGAACAAUUAAAUCAAACUAUCAAGAUUGAAUUGGCAACACUUAAAAAUACGCUAUCAAAUGAAAUUUGGGAGAAUAAAAUACCAAAGAGAAUAGUAUUAAAUAGACCAAAAAGAUCGAUGAUACAAUCUCUACUUUAUUCAAAUGAUCAAAUUACAAACUCUUUAAAUAAUAUUAUCAAUCCGUCUCUGUCAAGAUUAAAUGAUAAACUUUUACCUAUGAGUCAAAGAAGAAAUAGUAAUGGUACAACUGAUGAUGGCGAUAAUAUGGAUAUUGUAGAUGACAAUCAAAUAUCAAUGUCUGAUAUCGUUUCAUUGGAUGAUAUGGUAUCUGAUUUUAUGGUUAUCAAGGAGGAGUUGACAAACUCACUUCAUCAUUGGGAAAUGUCACAUCGAUCAUUUGUUAAAAUCCUGCGCGCCAUUCCAAUCGAUGGUAAUCUUCCCGAGUUGGGCGAAGAUGAUGCUAAGGAAAGAGUGGUCAAACUAUUAAAUAUUCUUAGAGGUAAUAGUAAUGAUCGAGAAGAAUCGCCAAUCAAUGAAAAGGAUCAAUCAUCAUCUGAUCAACACCUAUUUGAUACAACUCAAGAGGAAGAUGAAAGAAUAUUCGAAGCAUCAGGUGAAAAAGAUGAUUUUGAUUUAUUAUUACAAGAUCCAAAACUAAAUCAACAAGAAACAACACCAACUACCAAUAUCAAUAUAGAAGAUACAGCAUCAAUACUUCUUACUCCACCUCUUCCUCCUCCUCCACCACCACCUCCAAUGGGAUUGCCAAGGAAAAAUCCACCUGCAAAGCGUACAGUUUAUGAUCCAUUAUAUAUUGCAAAACAAAACAAAUUACAACAACAAGAGACUACUAUGGCUGCUAAACAAGAAGAAGAAGUGGAAAAACAAACAAUAGACAACAAGACUAAACCCAAAAAGAAACAUCAAACAUUGGAUUAUUAUAGAAAAGAGACUCCUCCAUCAGAAUUUACAGUUAUAAGUGAAUUAAGAACAGUUUUGGAUAUUCUUAAAACAAAUAAAGAAGCCAAGAAAAAAUAG